CGAGUAAGCAAUUUUCAAUGAUUAUCCUAAGAUAGUUCUAAAAAUGAAUAUUCUUACAAAGGAGAAAUGAGUCCAUCGAAAUCUAAAGCAUCAGAGAAGCGCUUCCAACAUCGGGAAAACUCAUAUAAAACGUCUCAAACAAGUAUCACAGAGGAUGAGAAGAAUUCACAAAGAAUGACAAGGGCAGGCUCUAGUGACCAAGAAAAAAUAUUGUUCGAUGCAAUGAAGGGAGAGUAUUAUUCCCAACUCAAUAGUAAAUAAUACUUCUCCUGUGAAAGAAUCAAUUGAUAAUACUAAUCAGGUUUCUUCAAAAUUCUCGAUAAAUCUACAUUCUCUGAAUCAUACUGAACAGAAUGAAGAGGAAAAGAUCCCUUAUAUCUGCCCAGGAAGUGUGAAGGAAAUCAACAAAUCCUCUAUAUCUAACUCCUAUAUAAAGGACGGAUUAUUCAAGAUAACUAAUCAAUACGAAUCAUUUGAGGUAUCGAUGACUAAACCAAAGAAAGAGUUUAAGUAAAACAAAAUUGGACCAAAAGGUAAUCUGUGAUACUCCUCCAAGUAUACAAGAAACUCCGACUCAUAGUAAAAUUAGGAGUCAGAGGACCCUUGACUUCAAGUCCAAUCAGAGCCAUUGCAAGCAGGCUAAAGUCUAUCACACAUCUUCUCAAAUAGGUGAGAGCAGCUCUAGAAUUUCUACGAAGGAUAACCUACAUAAGAGACUCAAGAAGCAUCUGGGAUACUUCGGAGGAAAUAUUAAAACCAGAUUGCUAGGUAGUUCUAGUUAUACUAAGUCUAAUAUCGCUGAUAGUAGUGUAAAGACACCUCACGUUAAUCAUUUUGGGCCUGAGAAGUUUAAAAGCCCAAGAAGUUCCAAACAGAAGAGGAAAAUGCGCAAUUAUAACACUACUAAGAAGAAGGUUCUGCUUCUUCCAGACUAUACUUCUGAAAGUAGUCUGUUAGUAAGAACACUAAACAAGAAAAGAAAAAUGAAAAAUUUAAAGUAGAUUUUGAUAAAUAUUAA
Messenger RNA from Moneuplotes crassus, 1018 nucleotides. The record is from the annotation of a GenBank genome assembly. Lineage: Eukaryota; Ciliophora; Spirotrichea; Euplotida; Euplotidae.